Messenger RNA from Drosophila guanche, 428 nucleotides. Its product is annotated as cuticle protein 16.5. The transcript has a single exon. The record is from RefSeq and is a predicted model, not a curated record. Bases 52 to 345 code for a protein of 97 amino acids. Lineage: Eukaryota; Metazoa; Arthropoda; Insecta; Diptera; Drosophilidae.
AUCAGUUCAGUUUCAACCACUCGACCGCACCACAAUCCAAUCCAAUUCAAGAUGUUCAAGUUCUUCGCCCUCGCCUUCGUUGCUCUGGUGGCCUGCGUCUCGGCCAAGCCCGGCAUUGUGGCACCUCUGGCCUACUCUGCCCCCCUGGUGGCUGCUGCCCCAGCGGCUGCUGUCUACAGCCGGGAAUAUCACGGCAACUUUGCGGCUCCCUAUGUGGCAUCCCCCUAUGUGGCAUCUCCGUACGUCGCCUCGCCCUAUGUGGCAUCUCCGUACGUCGCCUCCCCCUAUGUGGCAUCCCCCUACACCGCUGCCUACAGCGCAGCCCCCGUUCUGCUGAGGAAGUAGAUGCUGCAAUGAAUGGAACCCAUCGCCGACCGACUCGAAUUGAAUUGUAGAAGAAAAUGUGGAAAAUAUAAAACUCUGACAGA